AAAAGGGGCGUAGAAUUCACUGCGCACUCACAUCCGCGUCCUUCCGUCAGUCAGAAGGUCAAUCAACACCGUGUAAACAAUCCUCUCCGAACGUGACACCGUAACUUCAUAUCCGGAUCUCAAGAAACUCGAGGACCGUGUCGUGAUUUUCUUUCCACGAGCAGGAUGAGUUCAGCGGGUCUGGAGAAGCUGCGCACGACGGGCGCGGGCAGGGCGAUCGCCGUCCUGACCAGCGGCGGAGACGCGCAAGGUAUGAACGCAGCGGUGCGAGCCAUGACCCGUAUGGGUAUUUAUUCUGGAGCAAAAGUUUAUCUGGUGUAUGAGGGUUAUCAAGGGCUGGUGGAUGGAGGAGAUAAUAUUAAACUCGCCAACUGGCAAAGUGUCACCAAUAUAAUCCAACUGGGAGGGACGGUGAUCGGCAGCGCCCGCUGUAAAGCUUUCACCACGCGCGAGGGCCGUUUAUCUGCAGCGUUUAACCUGGUGAAGCGUGGCAUCUCUAACCUGUGUGUCUGCGGCGGGGACGGCAGUCUCACGGGGGCUAAUAUCUUCCGCACGGAGUGGACUGGACUGCUGGAUGAGCUGCUGAAGAAAGGCCGGAUCACUGAAGAAACAGCCAAACAUCACAGUCAUCUGAACAUCGUGGGUCUGGUGGGUUCCAUUGAUAAUGAUUUCUGUGGAACUGACAUGACCAUCGGCGCUGACUCCGCCCUCCAUCGCAUCACUGAGAUUAUUGACGCCAUCACCACCACAGCGACAAGCCACCAGCGCACAUUUGUGUUAGAGGUCAUGGGUCGCCACUGCGGGUAUCUGGCUCUGGUUUCAGCUCUGGCGUCUGGAGCUGAUUGGCUGUUUAUUCCUGAAGCUCCUCCUGAGGAGGGAUGGGAGGAGCUCAUGUGUAAUCGACUGGGAGAGAGCCGCAGAAAAGGAUCCAGACUGAACAUCAUCAUCAUUGCUGAAGGAGCCAUCAGUAAAAGUGGUGAGCCCAUCACCUCCAACUAUAUCAGAGACCUUGUUGUGUCUCGGUUGGGAUAUGACACGCGAGUGACGGUUUUGGGUCACGUCCAGAGAGGCGGAACCCCUUCAGCCUUCGACAGGGUUUUGAGCACUAAGUUGGGCGUGGAGGCCGUGGUGGCCCUGUUGGAGGCGGAGAAGGACACGCCCGCAUGUGUGAUCGGCCUGUCGGGUAAUCAGUCUGUGCGGCUGCCGCUCAUGGAAGCGGUGGAGAUGACUAAAGAGGUGCAGAGGGCCAUGAAUGAGAAACGCUUUGAAGAAGCCAUACAGUUACGAGGACGGAGCUUUGAGAACAACUGGAACAUGUAUAAACUGCUGGCCUAUCAGAAGCCUUCUCAGACACAGAGCGGACGUUCCAUGGCCAUACUGAACGUGGGGGCUCCAGCGGCAGGUAUGAACGCAGCGGUGCGCUCAGCGGUCCGGGUCAGUUUGGCCACAGGACAUCGGGUUUAUAUUGUCAGCGAUGGAUUUGAGGGUCUGGCCAACGGAGAGGUUAAUGAGGUUGCGUGGCAUCAGGUGGCCGGUUGGACGGGACAGGGUGGAUCUCUGCUGGGAACCAAACGAACGCGUCCGAGCACCUGUAUGGAAAAACUGGUGGAAAAUCUCAAAAAGUUUAAUAUUCAGUCCCUGCUGGUCGUCGGUGGUUUUGAGGCUUAUGAGGGAAUAUUACAGUUGGUUGAGGCCAGGGGGCGAUAUGAUGAGUUAUGUAUUCCCAUGUGUAUCAUUCCCGCCACCAUCAGCAACAAUGUGCCCGGCACUGACUUCAGUCUGGGGGCAGAUACCGCCGUCAAUGCUGCUAUGGGUAGCUGUGAUAAGAUCAAGCAGUCAGCCACCGGGACAAAGAGAAGAGUUUUUGUGGUGGAGACUAUGGGGGGAUUCUGUGGUUACUUGGCAACCUACACUGGCAUCGCUGUUGGUGCGGAUGCGGCAUAUAUUUUUGAAGAAUCGUUUAACAUCCAUGACCUCAAAACUAACGUGGAGCAUUUGACCGAGAAGAUGAAGAAAGACAUUCAGAGGGGUCUGGUGUUGAGGAACGAGAAGUGUCAUGAGCAGUACAACACAGAUUUCAUCUACAAGCUUUACUCGGCUGAAGGGAAAGGCGUCUUCGACUGUAGGGUCAAUGUUCUGGGACACCUGCAGCAGGGCGGUGUGCCCACACCCUUUGACAGGAACUACGGCACUAAACUGGGCGUGAGAGCUGUUCAGUGGUUAACUGAGAAGAUGACCAGCACUUUUAGACAAGGUCGCGUGUUCGCUAACAGUCCAGACACCGCCUGUGUGAUCGGACUCCAGAAGAAAGUUCUGUCCUAUAGUCCUGUGACUGAACUGAAGGAUCAGACGGACUUCGAACACAGAAUGCCCAAAGUACAGUGGUGGAUAAACCUGCGUCUGAUGCUGAAGAUGUUGGCCAAAUAUCAGACCUCCUUCGAUGAGUAUGUGCCCGGAGAGAUUGAACAUGUGACGCGUCGCUCUCUCAGUGUAGACACCGGCUUUUAAAACAUCAGUUUACCUCACUGCCACACAAACACACAUCAUCUAAAAACAGACAGAUUCUGGAGUAAAACAUGACUCCAGAUCUGUGCCUGAUCUCAAUGAGGCUGAGACAACUCUAAAUCCCUCCAUCAAAGCACCUGUUCAGUUAAAACGUGUCUAAAGCUGUAGUUUCUAAUUAUUAGUAUAGUAUCAAUGAAAAACUAAAUACUUUAUUGUCAACAGAAUUCAAUUUUUUGUUAUAAAUAGUUACUUUGAUUUCUUAGAAAUAUUUUAUAGUUUUAUUCAGUACAGUAUUAAGCUGACAUCUGAUUGGUCUGUGAUUGGUGGACACAUAGAUAUGAAUGGGACAAAGAAGAGAAAGGGUUUAAGAAUAAAAACAAUGAGCGUAAUUCUGCUUUAAAUUUUGUUGUUGUUUUACAACAAAAGUUUCGUUUUAAUUUUAAUAUGUCCAAGUCAGAAUUAGCAUGUUACUUGAAUUUAUCUAAAAUAUUGUGUAACACUGAAUUUUUGUGAACACUGAAUAAUGAAACUGUAACUCUUAAUUAUGACAUUUUAUUCUCCCAAAACUUAGCUGAAACCAUAAAGUAGACAUUUUACUUACAAUUAAUGUGUUUUCUAUGGACAUAAAAUCACUUUUGUUCAUUUCUUUUGAUGGGGACAUCUUAAAGUCUUUGACACGUAUACAUAGAUGCUACAUUCCACCACUCCAGACAACAUCUAUAUAUAUGUACGUAUAUAUCUGCUGGAGCAGAUUUGGGACUUUUAUUGUAGAAAGCCUCAGACUUUCAUGUUGCAAUGCACCUUUGGACAAUUCAAUAUAGACACGCUGUUAAAAUAAGACAAAAAACUAUUUAAAAUAUUUUGUUACUUCCUGCCAUAUCUAGUGUAUAUUUCAGUAUUGUUUCAUGAGAGAAUGAAGUGUGAUCAUAAGCAGUUGAGGUUGACAGAUAACCUGACUCUGUGACUCUUUAAACGUGUUGUUGCCUGUUGUGCGGUUAAGGGACUGUAAUAUCAGUGUGAUCAUUGUUAAUCUAGUGUUGCAUGUUUCACACAUUCAUUAUUGAAUACUUGUAUAACCGUUUUCACAUUGCACUGUAUGUAACAAACACAAACGUGUCAUUUCACUGAAAUAGUGUAAGGCUGUAAAACUUUACGAGUAAAUAAUAUAUCUGUAUUUAGAUGUUAUAUGAAUGUAAUGAAAUAGCUGAAUGUCUUUGAAAUCCUCUUUAUUGCCAUUUAAGAUAAAUUAACAUAUAUAAAUCAUAUAAUAAUAAAAUGUAUAUUUAAAAACUGAA
Molecule: messenger RNA, 3800 nt
Organism: Triplophysa dalaica
Lineage: Eukaryota; Metazoa; Chordata; Actinopteri; Cypriniformes; Nemacheilidae
Gene: pfkla
Product: phosphofructokinase, liver a
Exons: 22
Coding region: 166-2508 (780 amino acids)
Biological process (GO): fructose 1,6-bisphosphate metabolic process; fructose 6-phosphate metabolic process; canonical glycolysis
Cellular component (GO): cytoplasm; 6-phosphofructokinase complex; membrane
Molecular function (GO): AMP binding; ATP binding; monosaccharide binding
Source: RefSeq, a predicted model, not a curated record